GCUGGGGGCGGGGCUUGUCACUGGCUGGCGCUGUGAUUGGCUAGAGUUGGCUGUGCCACCAGGACAUUGGCUGGAUCGCCGCUCGGGGCCCCUCUGCUCUCGCUGCGGCCGCUCAGUCACAUCUCAGCCGGCGCCUGGGUGACAUGCUGGGGUCGGGAGGUGUCGCAGAGCGGGGGCGCCUCCGGCAGCUGCUGCGGGGGAGUGUGGCCGGCCUGUGCGAGCUGAGGCUGCUGCGGGAGCGGCAGGAGGUGCGGGUGCGGCGGGCGCUGCGGGGAGGAGAGGACCUGGAUAGACAGCUGUGGGAGCUGGAGAGACAGCUUGGGGAACUUAGACUGAGAGCUGAGAAUGACAAUGAGACUGCAGAGUAUGAAGCAGAAGGAUCCGAGUCCUGUGACGUGUUUGUGGAUCGUUCGUCCCGCGCAGGACAGACGGAGGCACGCAUGCAUUACGCUAGUGAGCGCCCCAAGAGCGCAGGUGAUCUGGUUGUGGGAUCCCACCACCCUCGUUCCUCCUCUUCUCGUCUUCUGGUGCCUCGUUCAAUGUCUGCUCCUUACCCCUCUCCCUCAUCUCCCCCUCCUCCUCCUCCCCCUCCCCCUCCCACUCCACCUCCUCCCCCACCUCCCACUCGCCGAGCUGAAGGCUAUAUCCUUUCUCUUCUUCGUCGCCAGCUCAGAACCCCCUACCUACGCUCCGUUUCUGCUGAGCGCCCGACCCCUCCUGCUCCUGCGUGUAGAAUAGCUAAUGCCUCGCACACCCCACCUCACCGGGGCCCGCGCAGAAAGCACCCCCCUCUCUUAAAGGGUCACAGUGUGGAGGGGUCUCCACCCAGACCUCCGAGGAAAUGCCUUUCUGCUGAGGAGCCACCACGUAAAAGAGGUGGGCGCAGGACUCCGCGAUCCUUAUCGGAGACUAGUCUGAGGGACCCUAAUCAGCGGCCAGAGGAAAAUGCAGAUCUCGGGGUCCAUACAGAAGUAUGGGAGGGAUCCAGGGGAAACCUAGAUGGGUGGGCCAAUCCCAGAAAUCAUAAAGAGAGUUGGGCAAAUACCAGGGCCCAAACUGAAGGGUGGGCAGAUCACGGUGGCUUUGUGCAAGAAUGGGGAGACCCCCGAGGUGGCCGCUGUUACACCCUGGGCCGAGACGCUAGAGGUCCAUCAGUAAGGAUAGGGCCUCCCUGCAGAAAGUGGAGGUCCACCGCUGAGAUUAGCGCGGGGGUCCCGGAGGGAGAAGCCAGGGUGGAUUCAGAAGGGGAAGAGAAGGAGGAAGAGGGCGGCCUUGUGUGGCCUAUGCAGCUCCCCCCUCGGGAUGCCGAAGGGCACCCACAAGUGUUUAAGGUGAAAGCCUCUCAGGCGCUUAAAAAAAAGAUAAUGAGAUUUCACACAGGUUCAUUGAAGGUUAUGACAACAGUGUGACCGUCACUAAGUCCACGCAGCGGGCUGGCAUCUUGUGUCCGCGCUAAUUUAGGCUGAGAGGCCGUUAUAAAUCCAGAUAGACCCUUCACCCCCAGCGAGGCCGCUGCCACUCAGGCGAUGUAUGGGAGUGGUCAGAGCUGGCUACGUAUAAACGUCCAAUGAGAAGACUAGAAAUGCUGUCAUGUGUAAUUUCUCGAAUAAGCCCCACAGGCCCUGUGUAUUACUCUGCGAGAUGCAGGCGCUGCCGCCAUUCCGACAAGAGUGGUGUCGCCGUUUUAAAUUAUUGUCUCUUUAAACACACAAGCAAACUGGCUGGAAUGGAGCCGGCAUCUUGCAGCUUAGUACAUAGUCCCAAUACACCGCUGUGUCUGCGCAGAUCAUCACAAUGACGGGAGUAAUACGAGGCUAGCCCCCGGUACUGAGUGGGACGUGUCUUCCUGUCUCUCAUAUUGAUGAUUCUCCCACUUGUAUAAUUGUACAGCAGGAAUGAUGGCUCUUCAGUGCAGCGCUCACGGCUAUGACAUGUAGCCUCCAACUGUUCUGGAACUACAACUCCCAUGAUGCUUCAGGACUGUGCCGCCAUGGCUCUCUGGUUGUCCCUCAGCCGGAGGUGGCACCACACACCAUCCAUUUAGUAGGACUAUGUAAUGAUGGACUUUGGAUGUCCCAUACGUCACUGCCUGUCGGUGGAUAAUACAGGUCUGACCCUCUGCAUCAUGAUGUUCUUGGGAGAUUCCCUGGGUCAGAGUGCCAAGGGGCCUCUAUGGUUAUGCUAUGUUGUCUUUGGCCUGUCCGCCGGAUGGGGCGCUGGUUUGGCUGGUCCUCCAAGUGAAGCGCCGGACUUUUGCCGGUACUCUGGGUCACUCUCUCCAAUGUAGGGGGCAAUAUCUGUAUCCAUCAGUAUUGAAUGUAUAUAUUUGCUGUAUAUAAUAGUAGGUUAGCUGUGUGUACAUACAUCUGUUAUAUAUGUAAAUAUUCUGUAUGAUUUUGUAUUGAAAUAUGUAAAUAAAGUGUUUUCCUGUCA
Messenger RNA from Pseudophryne corroboree (corroboree frog), 2433 nucleotides. Its product is annotated as guanine nucleotide-binding protein G(I)/G(S)/G(O) subunit gamma-8-like. Lineage: Eukaryota; Metazoa; Chordata; Amphibia; Anura; Myobatrachidae. Gene Ontology annotation, biological process: G protein-coupled receptor signaling pathway; negative regulation of canonical Wnt signaling pathway. The record is from RefSeq and is a predicted model, not a curated record. Gene Ontology annotation, cellular component: cytoplasm; heterotrimeric G-protein complex. Gene Ontology annotation, molecular function: G-protein beta-subunit binding. The transcript has 4 exons. The coding region runs from base 144 to 1409 and encodes 421 amino acids.